This is a messenger RNA of Medicago truncatula (barrel medic), 922 nucleotides long. Its product is annotated as non-specific lipid transfer protein GPI-anchored 14. NCBI's taxonomy places the organism in Eukaryota, Viridiplantae, Streptophyta, Magnoliopsida, Fabales, Fabaceae. Bases 136 to 711 code for a protein of 191 amino acids. The transcript is spliced from 3 exons. The record is from RefSeq and is a predicted model, not a curated record.
GUAGUUUCCACUCCUUGCUACCAUUAUUUGUAUAAAUACUCAAUAUUAAAUAGUGUUCUAUAACUUUCUAAGGCUUCUAUUAUCAUUGGUUGAUUCUAGAUAUCUCCACUCAUUCAUUAAACUCAAUCACUGAAAAUGGAUUUAAGGGGUAGUCCACCAUACAUGGUAGUGUUUACAUUAUCAUUCAUGUUGAUCAUCAGCCAUACGAUGGGAGAAUCAGCACAAGAGAAACAAAAAUGUGCAGAACAACUCACAGACCUUACAACAUGUCUUCCAUAUCUUGGUGGAAGUGCCAACUCACCUACAUCAGAUUGUUGCAGUGGUCUCAUACAAUCCACCAAGAACAACAAGAAAUGCAUAUGCAUUAUUAUUAAAGACAGAGAUGACCCUGACCUAGGUUUAAAGAUUAACAUUACUCUUGCUCUUGGACUUCCUUCUCUUUGCAAUACACCAGAUAAUUUUUCCCAGUGCUCUUCACUUCUACACUUGGAUCCUAAAUCAAGUGAAGCUCAAGCUUUUAACCAGCUACGACAGAACUCCAAUGGUGCUAACUCCAUAAGUCCUGCUACCAGUCCUUCAGCCGAAGGAAGUUCCCAACACAGUAGAAACCAAGGAACAGAUGAAACAGUAACAACAAAGAACGGUGCCCCUUUUAAAGGAAAGAGUCUGUUGUAUAGUUUAGUAGCUGGGCUUUUAGUUUUAUACUUCUGACCUUAGCACACAUAUAUAUUAUCAUAUCAAUAUAUUAUCGUUUGCAUAUCAAAUCGAAAUGUAAACACUCUAGACUACUAUCAUAUCUAAAUCAUGUAAUAAUCAAGUAAAUGAUCAAAUUUUCCCAUGAUAGGAAAAUUACAUUUGACCUCCAAUAGCAAGUUAUUACUUGUUUCUUAAAAAUUACACUUUUCUCACCUUCAAACUUAAA